This is a messenger RNA of Ipomoea nil (Japanese morning glory), 3088 nucleotides long. Its product is annotated as exocyst complex component EXO70A1. The transcript is spliced from 2 exons. The record is from RefSeq and is a predicted model, not a curated record. Gene Ontology annotation, molecular function: phosphatidylinositol-4,5-bisphosphate binding. NCBI's taxonomy places the organism in Eukaryota, Viridiplantae, Streptophyta, Magnoliopsida, Solanales, Convolvulaceae. Gene Ontology annotation, cellular component: exocyst. Bases 350 to 2371 code for a protein of 673 amino acids. Gene Ontology annotation, biological process: exocytosis.
AUCAGUCAGAAAAGACAGAAUCGGCUCACAGGAUUCACACUGUCAAAAAUAAAAGUGUGAGAGAGAAAGAGAAAGAGAAAGAGAGACCACCGCGAAGGGGGAGAGUGUUUGCUGCUGCUGCUACAAAAGCCCUGCCUUUUCCGAUUACCAAAAAUCGAGCUUUUAGGGUUUUUGAUUUUCUUUCUAAAUCUUCACUGAAUCACUUUUUCUUCAGUUCUAGCUGGACUCGAUCUGGACAUCAAAAUCUAUUCUUCGUGCUGGAAUCUACUACAAACUACGGAGUACGGAGUAUUUCUUUGGUAAAUAAAGCGAUGAAAUGAUUUUGAUUGUGAUUUGAGGGGUUGGAUCAAUGGAGCAAGGGAUUGAGGAUCAUUUGGUAUCUGCCAGGAAAUCUCUGCGGAGUAAUUUGGAGAAAUCGAAGGCACUAGGUUUGUCGCUUCAGAAAGCUGGGCCGAGAUUUGCUGAGAUUAGUCAGCGGUUGCCGUCUCUGGAGGCAGCAAUUCGACCAAUUAGAGCUCAAAAGGAUGCUCUUUCGGCUGUUGCAGGUCACAUUAACCGUGCAGUGGUUCCUGCCACAGCUGUGCUCAAGGUGUUUGAUGCUAUUCAUGGGCUUGAGAAGUCUUUAUCUGAUCCCCAAUCGGAUCUCGUGGGCUACCUGGGCGUGCUCAAGAGGCUUGAAGAGGCUUUGAGGUUCUUGGGAGAGAAUUGCGAGAUGGCCAUUCAGUGGCUGGCUGAUAUCGUCGAGUACCUUGAGGACCACCGGGUUGCUGAUGGCAGGUUUAUUUCCAAUUUGAAAGAGGAACUCAGUGGUUUGCGCAAAUUGCAAAGCGGGGAGGAAAAAGCCCUCCUUGAUGGAGGGCUUCUUGUGAUUGCUCUUGACAGAUUAGAGAAUGAGUUCCGGCGCCUCUUGACAGAAAAUAGUGUUCCAUUGCCAAUGUCAGAUCCUCCCUUACCAGGGGAGCAGGCCUGCAUAGCUCCUUCUCCUCUCCCAGUUUUUGUCAUACAGAGACUACAGGCUAUUCUUGGCCGAUUGAUUGCCAAUAAUAGGCUAGAGAACUGCAUUUCCAUCUAUGUUGAGGUUCGCAGUUCAAAUGUCCGGGCAAGUUUGCAGGCACUUAACCUGGAUUACCUUGAGAUUUCUGUUUCUGAGUUCAAUGAUGUGCUGAGCAUAGAAGGCCACAUAGCUCAGUGGGGUAGGCAUUUAGAGUUUGCAGUUAAGCAUCUUUUUGAGGCUGAAUAUAAACUAUGUAAUGAUGUGUUUGAGAGGUUAGGAUUGGAUGUGUGGAUGAGUUGCUUUGCUAAGAUAGCCGCACAGGCAGGGAUUCUUGCAUUCCUUCAAUUUGGAAAGACCGUUACCGAGAGUAAGAAGGAUCCAAUCAAGUUAUUAAAGUUGUUGGAUAUCUUCUCAUCAUUAAACAAGCUAAGAUUGGAUUUUAAUAGGCUUUUUGGUGGGACAGCUUGUGCUGAAAUCCAAAAUCUCACAAGAGAUCUCAUCAAAAGGGUGAUUGAAGGGGCCUGUGAAAUCUUUUGGGAACUUUUGCUUCAAGUUGAAUUGCAGAGGCAAACACCACCUCCGUCAGAUGGCAGUGUUCCAAAACUGGUUAUCUUUAUCACUGAGUAUUGCAAUAAGUUGUUAGGGGAUGAUUAUAAGCAAAUCCUCACCCAAGUUCUGGUCAUUGAAAGAAGUUGGAAGCACGAAAAAUUUCAAGAGCGGCUUCUCAUUGAUGAGUUACUGAAUAUUAUGAAAGCAGUUGAACUGAAUUUAGAAACAUGGUCAAAGGGCUAUCAAGACAGUGUGUUGUCAUUUGUUUUCUUGAUGAACAAUCAUUGGCAUUUGUACAAACAUUUGAAAGGAACCAAGCUCGGGACCGUACUUGGAGAUUCUUGGUUACGAGAGCACGAACAGUACAAGGAUUACUAUUCUGCAUUCUUCUUGAAAGAGAGCUGGUCCAAGCUUCCUGCUUUGUUAAGCCGGGAAGGUCUUAUUUUGUUCUCAGGUGGGCGUGCUACUGCUCGUGAUCUUGUCAAGAAAAGACUGAAAGCUUUCAAUGAGGCUUUUGAUGACAUGUAUAAGAAACAGUCCAACUGGGUCAUGCUUGACAAAGACCUACGGGAAAAGACAUGCCAACUGAUAAUUCAGGCAAUAGUUCCUGUAUAUCGGAGCUACAUGCAGAACUACGGGCCAUUAGUUGAACAAGAUGCAAGUGCCAGCAAAUAUGCAAAAUACACAGUUCAGACUCUUGAGAAAAUGCUCAACUCUCUAUUUCAUCCCAGGCCAGUGAGACAUGGCAGUUUUAAAGUCCGGCAGCCUAGUGGAAAAUUCAACAAUAGCGUUACAGAUCAGCUUCCGAGUUCUCCUAACAUGAAAUAAAUGGUUGAGGAUUACUGGUAAGGCCAUGGUUUAAAUGAAAAAGGAACCUUGAAGUCCUACACCUCUGUGUUGUAGAUGUCAUUGGUUACUUUGUAUAUAGUAAGUUCUCGUAGGAUCUAUUGUGGAUCACUUGGGCCAGCUUCAAUUGAAGGAAAGAAAAGCACUUGUUCUUGAUGGUUUUGACAUGGGACUUUGGUUGCAUGGCUUAUGGGGGAAUUAAUAUCCACGAAAUUUUCAGGGAGCACGUUACUCUUGAAGAUAACCUGGCAAAACAACACAUUAAUUAUUACCUGGGCCCUUAAAGGUAAGAUUUGAAGAAAACGUUUCCAGUUAAUGCUAUUUAUUCCAUUUUCCAUCAAGAGUGUGGUCAGUCAGUCAUUCUGCCACAAGUUAAGCAGUGGAUACCUGUAUUGCGGUCUGCUUGUCCAUCACAAUUAUUAGGUCCGUGUUGCGUCUAGAGCUUUAGCAGUAACACCGUUCGCCCCAAAAAAAAAAACUGUGCUAGAACCUCUAGAUUUAUUUGUUCAUUGUGCCUCUAGCUGUAUACAAGCUUACAAAUGCCUUAAUAUGUCAAUUGUACUAAAGCCAUGAGUCUCAGGGCAAUAGUCUAUUUCAAUAAUCAAUUCUUGCAUUAUGUACUAUUAAUUGUUUUGCACUUUUGCUUGUGAAAAAUCACUGCAGAAUUGAUUGGUUCAAUCUUAGUUCCUUUAUGUUCUU